UGAUCCAAAAUGUCGUCAACUGCGUCCUAACCCGAAAUAAGGACGUACGUAACGUACUUUACCUAGCGCCUGUUCUCUGUGACGCUGUUGCGGCGAAGCUCCAGAGCUCGAGCUCGUAACGGCGGCGAGAGAAGUCAUCGCUUCUCCUGCUGCUAUUUAGCACACUGCGUAGGGUUACAGCAGGUUGAGCCUGGGACCAGCUGUCCUCCAAGAUGAACCCUUAUGAGUGAAAGUAACCUAUUAAAUAAAAGCCAUGCCUGAAGAUUAGAGCCACCUUCUGCUUACAGCAAUACAAAUAUACAGAGGAUUCUACAUGACUCUUCAUGUAGACCUUCCUGUGUUUGUCCUGCUGGAUUGAGUCCUUCCUCUCCUACUAUAAUAUCAGCUCUCUCCCAAUCAUACCGCUCCCUCUUGCACUUUCAUGUCCACCUGGAAACAUGUAUUUUCUUUUGAGAAUGGCUCCAACCUAGUCUCAUGCAUCCAAUGAGUGGAGAGUCAGACGGCCCUGCUCCUGAAAGAGUCUCGCGGGCCUUCCCUUUGUCAGGCCCUGUGUCCUCCUCAGAGAUGUCCUCACUGCAGUCACUAGGGCCAGUGCAGAGCUGGCUGGGUCAGGAGCUGGAGAAAUGUGGCAUAGAUGCAAUGAUCUACACCCGUUAUGUCCUUAGCCUGCUUCUGCAUGACAGUUAUGACUAUGAUCUGCAGGACCAGGAAAAUGACAUCUUUCUGGGCUGGGAGAAGGGAACAGGGAAGAAAUGGGGGAAGAGCAAGAGGAAGGGAGGGACUGACCUUACUCUUGAAGAGAUGAAGAAACAAGCUGCUGUGCAAUGUUUGCGUUCAGCAUCUGAUGAAAAUUCUGGAAUUGAAAGCUUGGUUGAGGAGCUGUGCUCUAAACUCAAGGACAUUCAAAACAAACAGAAAGAAAAAGUAAAGCAAGGAAAUAAAAAAUCUGAUAUAUCUCAGUCUCCUGAACCAGAUGAAUCAUUUUCUUCUAAGGACCAGGUUGAGAUGUACUAUGAAGCUUUUCCACCUCUCUCAGAAAAAUCAGUUUGUCUCCAAGAAAUGAUGACUGUGUGGAACAAAGCUAAAGCCUGCAACUAUUCCAGUUCAUCAUCAUCUGCUGUCCCUCAAACAAGCACAGACACAUCCUCUCCAAAAGACUGCAACAGCGAAGGUGAAGCUUUUAAAGACCGAAAAGUUGAUGUACCCAGUUCCAACACCACAAUCGGUGAGAGGGCUCAGCAGCGACGCACUAAGAGGGAGAAGGAAAACCGAUUCCAUGGAAGCGCAACAGGAGUGUGUGACGAUCAGGUUGCUCCUCAUAGUAAGAGACAGGCGAGACACCGGUCUGAAGGGAGGUUUCGUCCCAGAUCGUGGUCCUCUGGCUCUAGUGAGGCUGGCUCUAGCUCCAGCGGUAACCAGGGUGACCAGACCCUUAGUUGCAAAGCAGUGCGCAUAAGACACAAGUCUAGAGAGGUCAGCAGCAGAAAGAAAAGAGGCCGCAGUGGUGGCGGACAGGUCAAACUGGCCCUAAAAGUCAUCGACAAAGAAGAGUGGAAAAAUGCACGUGGCAACAUUAGUACCACUGGAGGCCCACCUAAGCAACAGCAGCACUACAUGAAAAAAGGCAAAAGACCUCUGAGGGAGAUCCGCAAAGAUGCUAAUCUGGCUGAGGCACAGGAGUCAGGAGGAGAGGUCAAUAAAAAGGAAUAUGUGGAAGAGCCACUUUGGUAUACAGAGCCCAUCUCAGAGUACUUUGUCCCUCUCAGUAGAAGUAAAUUGGAGACAAAGUAUCGGAGUAAAGAAGACUCUUCCAGUGACGUGGCCAUGUCCAUUGAUGUUGACUGUCUGUCAGAGAGAAUUCAAGGGAUCUGCAUUGCUAAUUCUUGUUUUCAAAGGGCAUACCUUGCAGCAGGCACUUUUGUGGAUGGUCACUUCAUUGAAGUGCCUGAUGAAGGUGAUGAAGAGGCUCCUGAACUAAAUGGGAUUCCAAGCCGCCCUCCUCCUGAAGAUGGUCAAAAUUUAGAUGACGAGCAUCUGUCUGAAUUCACUCACUUCUAUGAAGUUGAUUUUUACCAAUCCAUAUUGGAUCCUAGUGCCUCAGAUGCAGUACAAGAAAGCCGAAUCCUGAACAUGAUUCGGCAGAAGAGCAUUGAGCGAAAACACUUUGAAGCAGGAUGUGUAGAUUUAGAUGGCCUUGAGCUGCAAGGGGAAAGUGCAAUAAGGAUUGAUUCUCUGGGAGCCUCAGAAGCAGAUGUUUCUAUCACACAAGAUAUGGAAAAUAUUGCCCAGGUCUGGGAGUGCUGUUCAUCAUCUAGCUUGGAAGAUUUGGAAGGAGAAAGCUGUCUGGGUGACUCUCCAGUCAGACUCUCCCCAGUGUUGGACAGUGUUCCUUUUAGCUUUAGUAAACUGUCUGGUGCUUUUGUAGGGCAUCAUCUCCAAGAGGCCAGCAGUAGCAUCUCUGCCCUGAACUCCUGUUUUCCGCUUUUUGAGUUGCAGUACGAUAGCCCAACCUUUUCUUUUCCCUGCGACUCUCUUGCGGAGGGUCAGGACAAUGUAGAUUCAAGUAGCUGUUUAGAUCCACAAGGAAACAAACAAUCCCGUUUGCUAAUUUGGACCAAAAACAGUGCCUUUGAAGAAACUGAACACUGCUCUAAUUUAUCAACAAGGACCUGCAGUCCCUGGUCCCACUCAGAGGAGACCCGGUCAGAUAGUGAACAGAUCAAUGCUCCAGCGGAUGAAUCUGCUCCGUUUGGGAGUGAAGAGGUCAGUUGUAUUUCCCUUAUCCCACCGUUAUGCCUAGAAGAAGAACUUUUAGAUUUCUUUCAAGAGAACUCCAGUCACCAGCAGGAAGAAACAAGUGUAGGCACAGAGCCCAACCAGCCCUUCAAUAAGAAAUCGAAAUUGGAGUCUGUUUGUGGCAUAGCAUUAGAGCAGGAUGAGAGUAAACUCUAUAAUGCUGUUGUGUUUUCAGAUGUCCCAAAUCAACAAAGUGAUGAAUACACCUCAGGGAUAAUUAAAGACAUUUGGAUGGCUAUUGGAGACAGAGACUGUGUCUUAACACUUGGGGUAAAGAAUAAAAGGGAACACUUGUUUUCUGAUUCUACCAGCUACCAUUGCAGCUGUCUUGAAAAGGAUGUAAAAGGUGAAAUUAUUCAAAAGAAAGCCGUGCAGUGUUCGGAGUAUCAUCUUUGGGAUGGGCAGAAAGGAGAUGAGGGACUUCCUAAAACCAAGCUCUCUAAAAUGAAUGAUGGGGAUUACACGACACCGGCCAAGCCCUGGAAUUGUAAUUCACAGGACAGCACCUCCUUUAUCCUCGGUGGGGUUUAUGGAGAACUGAAGACUCUAAGUGGUGACAGAGAAUGGGCUAUGAUUCCACCUGGUGAUGCUUGUGGCAGUUUGUUGCAGUGUGCAGCAGCCACAUCUUCUGACAUGGUAACCAUAGCAGGAGCAGAUGUGUUUAUGAACACAAGCAGUUGCUUUGCUCCUGGCCACAAGCCAUUGUGGAGGCCUCUCGUGUCCCUUGGUCAAAAUGAGAAGGCUACCAAGGGACCCGGGGAUGGUUUGAAUAAGGGGUUUUCUGUUGUCUUCCAUGAAGAUUUACUGGGAUCGUGCGGAGGCUUUCGUGGAGAAGAGUCAGGACUGGAUUACGCAUUUUCAUCCUUUGAUUUGAACAACCCCUUUUCCCAGGUCCUGCAUGUAGAGUGCUCCUUUGAGCCAGAGGAUAUGGCUUCGUUCAGCUCGGGAUUCAAGCCAAAAUCCAUAUUAUGCUCUGACAAUGAACCCUUUUGCCCUUGGUUAUAUGGCAUCAACCGGACUCAGUAUCGGGCCAUUCGAAUUUCCCCAAGGACUCAUUUCCGGCCAAUAUCAGCCUCUGAACUUUCUCCAGGUGGGUGCAGUGAGUCAGAUGUAGAGUCUGAGAAAGAGGAAGCAAAUCUUCCAGUUGGUCAAGCAGACCUCUUUGAUGACCCACAGGCUGACCUCAAGCCUCUUGAGGAGGACGCAGAGUGCGAGGGCCCUUACUAUGGAAAAUCUGAGUUGGAGUCUGGGAAGUUCCUACCAAGAUUAAAGAAGUCUGGCAUGGAGAAGAGUGCCCAGACUUCACUCGAUUCGCAGGAGGGUGGGAGCACCCUUCUGCCGAUUACUGAACAAGAGGUUUGCGUACAUUGUGAGACUGCAGCGGUUUCUGUGCCAUGCUCUAAUGUUCAGUCCUCUUUUUUUCAACAAGAGGGAUCUAGCAAAGAGGCAGAGUCGUGCAAAUGCGCUGCAACUGAUCAGAUUCCAAAAAGUGGGAAGUCAUUUGAUGUUGCUCAAGAUAUGCAUGAGUUACCUCUGUUGAAUUUUGGAGAACAGUGCUUAACUAAUAUGCAGCAAGAAGAGUGCUGGUGGCAAAGUACUCUAUGUUCUCCUUUAUUUCCAGGUUCUCAGUGCGGAGGAAGCAGUAAUGUAUGAUUUUUCUGCUGAGCGUGGAGUUAUACCAAUGCUGAUUUCCUCCCAUCACUUUCAACCAAAAUGCAGAGGAAGGAUAGGAGGACCCUUACAAGAACAGUGAGCCCAUGGCCCGCAGUGGGCUCUUUCUUAACCACGCUCUCCUAAGGCCUGUUAUUCCUCAGCCAUUUCAUCUAAAACGGCGUAUCAUCAAGAUGAAAACAUAACGAGAGGAAAACAUGGCAGUCGGUUGAACGUACAGUUAGAUGAUUCUGGUCAACAGCAUUUAUUGUAGACUUGUUUUCAGUCUGUUAAUUCCAAGGUUGAUCAAUUUUGAAAAGAAUAAAAAAAGGCAUAGUUAAGUUUUAA
Carassius carassius (crucian carp) is the source of this 4794-nucleotide messenger RNA. RefSeq lists its product as uncharacterized. The transcript has 8 exons. The coding region runs from base 475 to 4449 and encodes 1324 amino acids. NCBI's taxonomy places the organism in Eukaryota, Metazoa, Chordata, Actinopteri, Cypriniformes, Cyprinidae. The record is from RefSeq and is a predicted model, not a curated record.